Messenger RNA from Galendromus occidentalis (western predatory mite), 603 nucleotides. RefSeq lists its product as uncharacterized. Gene Ontology annotation, cellular component: membrane. NCBI's taxonomy places the organism in Eukaryota, Metazoa, Arthropoda, Arachnida, Mesostigmata, Phytoseiidae. The coding region runs from base 1 to 603 and encodes 200 amino acids. The record is from RefSeq and is a predicted model, not a curated record. The transcript is spliced from 4 exons.
AUGGCUGGACGGGAGCACGCACUUCACAUGCAGCAUGCGGCCGCUAAUAACCAUCCGCAAUCUGCACGGAUGACCUCUAUUAAUCUGAAGCCGGAGUUCACCGAAGGCCAGGGGCCAGUCGUGACGUUCACGAAGCUCAACGUUGAGUACUUCCGCACCAUUCCGGGAUGGCUCAAAUUAGCGCAGUUGCUCAUCGGUGUCAUUUGCCUCGGCUGCGGAUCGCCGGCUUUGUUCGGCUUCGCCAGGUUUUACAUCUUCGUCGCUUCGGUCAGCUUCAUCUGCACGGCAUUGCUCACACUGGCGAAGCUUUUCAGCAUCACGAUUUCGAUUCCGAAAGUUGAAUGGACCUUUGCGGAAAUGAUUUACACCUUGGUCUGCUGCUGUCUGUGGGUCCUAGCUGCCGUGCUCGAGCUGGCCAUUCCCACAUCGAACUCAUUCCGGAUAUACGGACUGCUCGGCGAACAAUUCAGGAACCAGUAUGUCGUCGCCGGCAUCUUCGGUCUCUUCCAAAUGAUCACCUACGGCGCGGGAACGUUCUUCCUGUUCGUCGAAUGGCAGGCCUCGAGACCCGCUCCCGCUCCGACCAGCAUUCCGCAAUCGUAG